This is a messenger RNA of Alternaria alternata, 1051 nucleotides long. RefSeq lists its product as hypothetical. The transcript has a single exon. The coding region runs from base 14 to 760 and encodes 248 amino acids. NCBI's taxonomy places the organism in Eukaryota, Fungi, Ascomycota, Dothideomycetes, Pleosporales, Pleosporaceae. The record is from RefSeq and is a predicted model, not a curated record.
CUCACCAAGCUCGAUGCUGUCAACACCACGAGAAUGUUACGCGAUACCAAACCAGCUUGCGACAAGUGAAACUUUAGGUAGUCCACACUCAUCUCGCUCGUGGGGUCGGAAAUCAGUCAAGUCGGUCAAAACCAUUAUUCAUCAAAAAACCCACUCGCCCUCGUCCGCACGGGCAAACGUAGAAGGCCGCCGUACGCUAAAGCGCAAGCACAACUAUGGAGACGUUGACGCGGCUGAAAGGCGGAGAGUUUAUCUACCCGGGGCGAUUAUGCUGGCGGCGCAUCCAGCUAAGCUCCGUAGAGACUCUGUAGCAACGCUUGAUCCAUUUACGUUUGACCCCAAGCUAGACUCACCAGGAAGGCGAAUAUCGGAUACCGUUGGGCUGGAUGGCAUAGUCAUGUUUUUCGAGGAAUUCGGUGUGGUUGGGAAUGUUACUGAAGUCACCUUUGACCAGUACUGGUUACGAGAAAGUCUAAUCAUGAGCGACGACAUGGAUGAAGGGAUGCAGGACAUGGCCACGCGCAAGGCAAGCGUUUGUAGCGUGGAGGAGACAGGGCCAAUAUGCCAUGGUGUCGCACAGAGUCCUCCCCAGGAAGAGGGCCUGAAGUCCAAGUUCUCGUCCGCGUCAUCUACGGUUUCGAUGCAUCCACCAGAGAAACGUAAGCGCAGCAGGCUGAGAGGACUGCUGUCACCAGGCCUUCCUGGCGCAGCCUUCCUCAAGUCCCCUGCGACUUGGGGACAACAGAUGGAAAGUUGGUGACCAAGUUAGCAACAGCAUAGAUUGAAUCAAUCAAACCUUACGGGAAAUGAGCCGCGUAACGCGAUUCAGGCUGGGGUACCUAGGUACCUGGGGGUGAUGCUCUGCCAAGGUGUAAAUCGCGAUGAGGACACCAACCCUAACGGGUAGUUCACGACACAUGGGCUGGCGGUUGCCAGUAUGGGAGACGAUCAUUGAGCCUGGACUCUUCAAUUGCUGACAUGGCUAACGGAGUCGAGAAAACUGACGGCGAUCCGCCGUUUCCGCGAUUCGCGUGCCCUUGAGCGAUGACGA